AUGCCUGCCCCAGUGCCGCACUCAGCACCGUCUGGCAGGGAUGGCUACGGCCGUGAACUCACCGAUGCUGUGAAAGAUACUGUUCAUGAGCCAGACAGCGCUUUGAUACUAAACCGGCCGACGUCCAGUCCAGCACCUGCUAGCUCGCCUCGUCACCAGAGCAUGGGAAGAAGAUCCCAUUCCCAGGACUCUGUGCCUGCAGUCUCACAGGAGCGAGCCAAGUCGUCCAAGUCUCGCACCAAGAAGGGGUCGCAGCAUGCAGAUGUCAUCGACAGGCUCGAUUUCACUGGAGUAGGGCCAAUGUUCCACCAUGACGGUCCGUUCGACGCAUGCGCUCCAUCCCGCAACAAACACCCUCGCAAAGCGCCCAUGGCUGCUUGGUCGCCUUCUGACCAGCCCAAUGAUGGCCCAUACCCAUCGGCGGCUGCCUUCAAUGCUUUCUCUGGCUAUGAUGCGCCCAAGAACAAAAAGGUAGACGCUAUCGCAGAGGCAUGGGGCAUCCAUGAGCCCGAGCCAUACGAAGAAUUUUUUGCAGGCGGGGGAGCACGAGGUGAUACCCCUGCCAGCUCGAUCUACAAUGGCAGAGAGGGUCAUCGAUCGACGCCAAAACGGACCAAGGAGAACCAGCGAGAGGCGCACACCGAUGAACCAUCCCGAUCCCGCGGAACCAGACGUGCCAUGCCGCCUCCCAAACCUAUUUUCGUCCCGGAAUCUCGGGACGAAUAUCCUGAACCGUCAGGCUCGCCCCCCACCCAAUCUCCCGGCCUACCCAAGCGCACCAAGUCCCUCAUGCAUCGUAUACGCAAAAUGCGAGAGUCGCCCAACGUCCCAGUCGACUCUGACUACGAGCCCUAUCCUCCCUCGUCACCUUCCCCUCCUCCUGUAGACCAUCACGGCAUUAGACCGACGCACCGCUCCCAGAAUUCGUUCUUGGGUCGAUUUGGCACGGGAAAGGCGGAGCCGCACUCGGAACCGUUCAUUCUCGUCGAACCCCAUACCAACAAAGAGUUGCCAACGCUACCGCACCAAUCACCUACAGCUACGCCGUCAUCGGGCUACUUUGAUGGCCAUGGAUCAGGCGGCAACGUUGGAUCCCCUGGGGGAGGUCUGGGACGAAAGACCAGCCUUAUGAAGAAGAUGGGAAGAGUCGUACGUGGCCGAUAGGCAUCUUCUCAAGCCUUUGUACCAUUCAGUGUUUGCAUCAAAAAUUAUUCCAUGCGUUUACGUCACAUUUUUCUCCAUAUGUCUCUGUAUAUAUACAUCGGGGCCUCUGCUUCUUUGGACAGCUACUUCUCCAUUCUACACUUUUCGUGUUCUCUUGCUGCGAACGACGACUGUCGCCCGUCCUUUCCGUUUUUUGGUGUAUCUUGUCUCUUGAUCCCACGUAAUCCUCGCUGUUUCGAUAUCUACGUACACACCAAACCAUGUAAUGUAGAUUUCUCCCGCCUGUAACAUUUGUAUGAUCAAUAAGUAUAUUCUGUUUUUAUACGCUGACGUUCUACCCCAGCCUGACACCAACUUCGUUGUCAUCGAGACAUU
This is a messenger RNA of Desarmillaria tabescens, 1539 nucleotides long. Its product is annotated as Pal1 cell morphology protein-domain-containing protein. The coding region runs from base 1 to 1164 and encodes 387 amino acids. Gene Ontology annotation, cellular component: cytoplasm. The record is from RefSeq and is a predicted model, not a curated record. NCBI's taxonomy places the organism in Eukaryota, Fungi, Basidiomycota, Agaricomycetes, Agaricales, Physalacriaceae. The transcript has 4 exons.